AGUCGGUUUCUCUCUCCUCGCGGAGGAGAAACGGCGGAAAAAGAAACCGGAGAGACCGAAACAAGCGCGUCCGCGUGUCUGUCCGUCACCUGUCUGUCUGUUACCUGUCUGUGCGCCAGAGAGGCAGACGGGAAACAGCCGAAGAAGAAAGAGGAGGAAAGAGAAGAACAAGAGUUGACCAGAACCCCCCCCCCCACCCCCUCCUCCCCGCUCCGGAGGGUCUCGGUGCGAACAUGGAGCGGACUGGAACUUUCCUGCUCUCCGCGUCCCUCUUACUGGUUUCACUGGGACUAACGGGCACGCGGGCGGACACCUUCAAAGCCUGUCUGUCUGGUCAGUCGCCAGACUGUACUCUGGUCCAGUCGAAAGAAGACGACUUUGACUGGGAGCAGGGAGACACUCGAGACCGACCUGCCAGCACCCCCUGGAUCCCUGCAGGUUCCUCCUUCCUGUUUGUGAACACGUCGGGUCGUCAUGGCGGUCAGCGUGCUCAGCUGCUGCUGCCCCCCCUCAAAGAGAACGACACACACUGCGUCAGCUUCCUGUUCUACCAGGGAGGGGGCCGCGAGGGCGCCACGCCCGCCACGCUCAACGUCUACAUCAAAGAGAACAACAGUCCUCUGGGUGUUCCGGUGUUUAACUCGUCAGGCCCCGCCUACCACAUCUGGAAGGGGGUGGAGCUCGCCGUGUCCACCUUCUGGCCUAAUUACUACCAGGUGGUGUUUGAGGCGGUCAGCACCGGUCAGAGGGGAGUUCUGGCCAUCAAGGACAUCACACUGCAGGGACACCAGUGCAUGAGCACGCCUCACUUCCUGCACAUUAAAGGAGUGGAGGUGAAUGCAGGACAGACGGCGACGUUUCACUGCACCGUCAACGGACGACCGCAGAGCAACCUGCUGCUCUACCUGCAGGGCAUGGCCGGUCGUCAGGCGGUCGUCAGGGAAACCAAACCGGUGAACUCGCGCCGUUACGUGGCGAGCUUCGACGUGGAGAACACGACCAAAGGCGACUCCGGACGCUAUCGCUGCAUCGCCCAAUCAGAGCGAGGCGUGGGCGUGUCCUCGUACGCCGACCUCACAGUCAAACAGCCUCCUGUACCGAUCGCCCCCCCUCAGCUGACAGCAGUCGGCGCCACCUACUUGUGGAUCCAGCUCAACGCCAACUCCAUCAACGGAGACGGACCAAUCAUUGAGAGAGAGGUGGAGUACCGUACAAUGUUGGGCAUGUUGAUUGACACCACACCUGUCGAUAAACCCACCCAUAAGAUCGGACACCUGGACCCCGACACCGAGUACGAAAUCAGCGUGCUGCUCACCAGGCCCCUGGAGGGAGGCACGGGAAACCCUGGACCACCGCUCCGAGCCAGGACCAAGUGUGCAGAUCCGAUGCACGGCCCGCGGCGUCUGGAGGUCGUCGACAUUCAGUCCAAACAGGUGACGGUACGUUGGGAACCGUUCGGAUACAACGUGACCCGCUGCCACAGCUACAACCUGACUGUACAGUACCGCUACAGACCAGCAGGGGCCCCCAGCAGGGAGCCAUUGAAGGAGGAGGUGAGGGAAGAGGUGGUGUACGACACUCUGAGCGCCGUGCCGCAGCACACCGUUCGUAACCUUCCACCGUUCACCAAUGUCAGCCUGAGACUGGUCCUCAGUAACUCCGAGGGACGCAAGGAGAGCGAGGAGCUGCUGGUGCUGACCGACGAGGACGUUCCCGGAGCCGUUCCGGUAGAUUCGAUCAUCGGCAGCAGUUACGAGCAGCAGAUCAGUCUGAGCUGGAGAGAACCGCUGCAGACCUACGGCCUCAUCCGACAGUACGAGAUCUCCUACAAAGCCCUGAGCUCCUUCGACACGGAGUUCGACCUGUCCAAUCAGAGCGGCAAGGUGUUCAAACCGGCCAAUGAGACCAGCCACGUGUUCACCGGCCUCUACCCAGGCUCUACCUAUUCCUUCACAAUAAGAGCCUCCACCGUGAAAGGCUUCGGACCUCCAGUGAUCACCCAGUUCACCACCAAGAUCUCAGCUCCUCUGAUGCCGGCGUACGACCAGGAGUCUCCUCUAAACCAGACCGACUCCACCGUCACUGUUCUGCUGAAACCAGCUCAGAGCCGAGGAGCUCCAGUCAGUAAGUACCAGGUGGUGGUGGAGGAGGAGCGCCCCCGCAGGCAGAGGAGAGGUGCUGCAGAGAUCCUGCGCUGUUAUCCGGUGCCCAUUCACUUCCAGAACGCCACGCUGCUCAACUCUCAGUAUUACUUCAGUGCCGAGCUGCCGAUGAGCGAUCUGAGAGCACCCAUGCCCUUCUGUGUCGGUGAUAACAGGACCUACAGCGGUUACUGGAAUGCUCCUCUGCUGCCUCAUAAGAGUUAUGGGAUCUACUAUCAGGCUGUCAGCACCGCUAAUGGGGAGACAAAGAUCGACUGUGUGCGAGUGGCCACUAAAGCUGCUAUAAUCGUCACCCAGCUCACCACGCCAUACAUUCGCAUCGCCCCGGCGGCUGGCGACAAGCAGCUAACAGGAGCGGCGACAAGGAAGCCAGAACCGGGACAGGAGAAUCAGUCGGAUCACACGGUGAAGAUCGCUGGAGCCAUUGCUGGCAUCCUGCUCUUCAUCAUCAUCUUCCUCGGAGUCGUCCUGCUGAUGAAGAAACGACGAAGAAACUAUCACUCCUACACUUACUACCUGAAGUUGGCGAAGAAGAGGAAGGAAACUCUGAGCUCCAGACAGGAAAUGACUCUGAUGGUCAACAACUCCCAACACACAACCAUGGUGGACACACACACUCACACACUGAACGGACGCACUGUGUCGUCUCCAUCCUCCUUCACCCUGAAGACAAACACCAUCAGCACCACCGUCCCCAACUCCUACUACCCAGAUCCCUUCGUACCGACGGCAAUUCUGGACGAUAGUCACACUAUGACCAGUGAAACCAGUAGCCUGGUCCAGUCCCACUAUAAGCAGCGGGAGUCGGAGAGGGAGGCGUUGCCCUAUCAGACGGGACAGCUGCACCCGGCCAUCCGAGUGGCCGACCUGCUGCAGCACAUCACCCAGAUGAAAUGUGCUGAGGGUUACGGCUUCAAGGAGGAGUAUGAGAGUUUUUUUGAGGGACAGUCCGCUCCGUGGGAUUCGGCCAAAAAGGACGAGAACCGCAUGAAAAAUCGCUACGGAAACAUCAUCGCCUACGACCACUCUCGUGUGCGUCUGCAGCCUCAGGACGGAGAGAGCAGCUCCGACUACAUCAACGCCAACUACGUCGACGGAUACCACAGACCCAAUCACUACAUCGCUACCCAAGGUCCCAUGCAGGAGACGGUGUACGAUUUCUGGCGCAUGGUUUGGCAGGAGAACACCGCCGCCAUCGUCAUGGUAACCAACCUGGUAGAGGUGGGGCGGGUGAAGUGUUGUAAGUACUGGCCGGACGACACAGAGAUCUACGGCGACAUGAAGGUGACGCUGAUCGAGACUCAGCUGCUGUCGGAGUACGUGAUCCGGACCUUCGCCGUGGAGAAGAGGGGGGUGGCAGAGAUCAGGGAGAUCCGUCAGUUUCAUUUCACCGGUUGGCCCGAUCACGGCGUCCCGCUUCACGCCACCGGCCUGCUGGGCUUCAUCCGCCGCGUCAAGGCCAAGACCCCGCCCACCGCCGGCCCCACCGUGGUCCACUGCAGUGCGGGGGCGGGGCGUACAGGUUGUUUCAUAGUGAUCGACAUCAUGCUGGACAUGGCGGAGAGAGAGGGCGUGGUCGACAUCUACAACUGCGUCCGAGAGCUGAGAGCACGAAGGGUUAACAUGGUCCAGACUGAGGAGCAGUAUGUCUUCAUCCAUGACGCCAUCUUGGAGGCGUGCCUCUGUGGCGACACUGCGAUUCCGGCCAGUCAGCUGCGGUCGGUUUAUUAUGAGAUGAACCGAUUGGAUCCCCAGACCAACUCCAGUCAGAUCAAAGAGGAGUUCAGGACUCUGAACAUGGUGACGCCGACGCUGCGGGUGGAGGACUGCAGCAUCGCUCUGUUGCCUAGAAACCACGAGAAGAACCGCUGCAUGGACGUGUUGCCUCCCGACCGCUGCCUGCCGUUCCUCAUCACCAUCGACGGAGAGAGCUCCAACUACAUCAACGCCGCGCUGAUGGACAGCUACAAACAGCCGUCGGCCUUCAUCGUUACCCAGCAUCCUCUGCCCAACACGGUGAAGGACUUCUGGCGUCUGGUCCUCGACUACCACUGUACGUCCAUCGUCAUGCUGAACGACGUCGACCCGGCACAGCUGUGUCCUCAGUACUGGCCGGAGAACGGCCUCCAUCGUCUGGGCUCCCUGCAGGUGGAGUUUGUCUCUGCGGAUCUGGAGGAGGACGUCAUCAGUCGCAUCUUCAGGAUCUACAACACGGCCAGGCCUCAGGACGGGUACCGCAUGGUGCAGCAGUUCCAGUUCCUGGGCUGGCCGAUGUACCGGGACACACCCGUCUCCAAGCGCUCCUUCCUCAAACUGGUUCACCAGGUGGACAAAUGGCAGGAGGAGUAUGACGGCGGGGAGGGACGCACCGUGGUCCACUGCCUGAAUGGAGGGGGUCGCAGUGGGGUUUUCUGCAGCAUCAGUAUAGUCUGUGAGAUGUUGCGGCAGCAGCGCUGUGUCGACGUCUUUCACGCCGUUAAAACGCUGAGAAACAACAAACCAAACAUGGUGGACCUGCUGGAACAGUAUAAGUUCUGUUAUGAAGUUGCUCUGGAAUAUCUCAACUCUGCUUAGCUUCAACAUGAGACUCUUCUUCAUCCUCCUCCUCCUCCUCCACCAGCGAUAAUGCUUCACACAGUCUGACAGGAGGAAGAGGAGGAUGACAGAGAAGGAGGAAGAAGUCAACUACUGACUGAGGGUGAAGAGGAGGAGGACUGACAGAAGUGAAGUGAGGAAGAGGAGGAGGAUGUUUUUGCACUGCCUUGUUUGACUGAACUGUCUGACUGCGAGCAUGGACACACUGAACUCCGACAGACUCACUUUGUUACUCACCAUGUGUCACGUUGUUGUGUUUUCUUAUUGUUUUGUUGUAUCGAUGAGCUGAAACUAGAGGAACCAAAACGACAUCAGAGUGGAGCGUCUCGUCCCCGAUCGAUUAUCAGCUUCCGUGAACGUGAUCAGUCAGGUUAUCAACACCUGAAUCGACUUCCCAUAGUCUGAGCUCUUCUCCAGAACGUUUCUCCUGUUAGCGCAGAAAAAUCUCCAGACACAUCUAGAGCAGAGGUUUUCAAAGUUCGACACUGAGCACCCUCCCAUUUAUUUAGUCUAUAUUUGUUCACAUGUAGUCAAACUGUCCCAGUAAAAGCUGCUUAAUCAGCUCUGUUCACCUCCUGUUUGCAGCGUAGCUGUGGAUGUACAGACAACUGUCACUUAAAAACAGCAAGAUUGUGAAUGAAGUUCUGCAGCCUCUUUUUCCUCUGGUUUCUAAGGGGAUUUCUGGAGCUUUAUUCUGAAGGAUCCUCAGGAAGAGGACGUCACACUGAAUCUAAAGCUAUGUUUAUGAUGUUCGUGUGUUCAGAUUUGAUUGAGUGACGACUCUGAGAAGGGGUGUGAUUUUUGUAGCAAAUAGCGAGAUAAAUCAGCAGCCAAACUACAACAACUAACUUGCUGUUUUUCCAGCCCAGGUGUCACAAUUUGAAAACCUCUGAUCUAGAGCACGAUGGCCCCCAGCAGCAGGAUGAAAAUCCUCAGUCAUCAGGUCAUGGAAUAUCUGGACAACUGGACCUCCUUUAGGUUCUUAAAGUCCAUAAAGGCUUCUUCUGCUCUGACUGACUGGAUGAGAAAGUCCAGUUGCCUUUGACUUCGCUCUUCUACAUAAAGUUAUUAUCAUAAUAAUUCAUACGUGGAAUCAAAUAGGAAAUCAUUAAAAUCAGUUCAAUUUAAGAGCUUUUAUUGAUCAGUUCUAUAACCAAUAUGGAAUCAGUCUGUUAGGAUGAUGUCAGCUUUUAAAGGUCGAUUUUCAUUGGUCAUGGAGCAUGUGACGUCAGAGAUCAGGAUCAUCACCAGGUUUAAAUAAAUUCGAAAACGAGUAGUUGAUUAAUCAGCUCUGCUCAACAGGAAACUUGAUCACUAACAAUUCUUAAUUAUUGGUUGUUUUUGUUCAUUUGCAGUAUGAGGUAAAAAUGCCAAGACUUUUACGUUUCCAGCUUCUGAAGUGUCCGUAUAUUUAUACACAUAUAAAAUUUUUGGCUGUUAGUUUUGGAGAAAGCUGGACUGAAGAUUUCACACGGAGCUCAACAUGUAGGUUUGGAAUCCAAAGAUUUUUUACACCGGGUUUGACAUGUUGGAGAAGCAGGCCAAUGAAAUUUGAGUAAUUGUGCAGAACAGUAUCUGGUGCAAUAAAGAGAGGUCCUGGUUCUGUUAAAUUUGUAGAAAGUGUUUGAGGAAACCGUUUUUUUUAUCGCACUGAGACGGUUCUGGCUUCACGGAGAUACAGCUGAGUGUCAUCAGCGUACAGUGAUAACAGAGAUUAAUUAUGUGGCCAGGAAGCUGCAGAAAACCAGAGGGGACCAAGAACUGAACCCUGUGAGACACCGUAUAUUAAAGGGGCUGCCACCGAGAUCUGGUUAUUAUUGAAGACGCAGAACAUUUGAGAUGUAGAAGCUGGAACCGUAAAGACCAAAUGAUUAGUCGAACAUUAGAAAAAACAAAUCAAAGGACUGAUUGAUAUUCGAAACCAUCGCUAGACACAGCCCUAAUUCAGUGAUAAAUAAACACCAUCAAUCUCGAGCUCAACGGUUCAUUCUCGUCCAGACAAAACCACCUCAACUCAAGGUCCGCUUACCCGUGUAUGUUCCAGAGCUUUCAGCUGUAGCAUAGACCGAGUUUAUUCAGUUGCUAGUUUGAAUUGAAGUCCUGAAGGAGCUCAGAAUAAUGGAAAGUUUGAACAUCUACGUUUCCAUGGCAACCGUGCAAACUCAAUCUACCGAUGAUGACUGUGUGAUAAGUCAAAAGCCCAAGGAAAAAGCGACUAAGUGGACUUUUGGGUUGAGAUUCUUUUGUCAUCAUGUGUUUUCUGUUUUAUUUUGGGGUUUUUUUUUAAUUGUGUUUUUUGUAUUACCACAGAGAAACAUACAGACAUAUAAAGACAUACAGACGUUCAUGUUAAGAGUCACAGUCCGUCCAUUUGUCUGUCUUCUUCAGUGGUGUUUGAUAUUUACUGCUGCAGAUUAAAAACUAACUGGACUGGAAUCAUCCGACCACAUCAUCCUCAGUUUGAACCCCGGUCCCCCUCAGGUCGUGGUUUCUGUGUGUCUUCUCCUCAGCGGCUGGAUGAUGCUGGUCGGUGGUUUUGUUAAUAAUGUACAUAGAGCAGGAGGAAGCACGAAGAAUAUUUAUUCCUUCAGUUGUUCUCGGUGUCGAUGUCGUUGUCGUUGUGGUCGUUCUUGUGAAGCACACAGAGAGAGAGAGACAAUCAUUUCGGGCGAUUUUAGUGUUCAGAACAACAGAACCGCAGCCAGGAGACGACCUAACUCUGCC
Messenger RNA from Xiphias gladius (swordfish), 7481 nucleotides. RefSeq names its product receptor-type tyrosine-protein phosphatase mu-like. The record is from RefSeq and is a predicted model, not a curated record. Lineage: Eukaryota; Metazoa; Chordata; Actinopteri; Istiophoriformes; Xiphiidae. Gene Ontology annotation, biological process: protein dephosphorylation. The coding region runs from base 234 to 4736 and encodes 1500 amino acids. Gene Ontology annotation, cellular component: membrane. The transcript has 38 exons. Gene Ontology annotation, molecular function: protein tyrosine phosphatase activity; protein binding.